This is a messenger RNA of Talaromyces proteolyticus, 1401 nucleotides long. RefSeq lists its product as uncharacterized. The transcript has 2 exons. The record is from RefSeq and is a predicted model, not a curated record. NCBI's taxonomy places the organism in Eukaryota, Fungi, Ascomycota, Eurotiomycetes, Eurotiales, Trichocomaceae. Bases 307 to 1164 code for a protein of 285 amino acids.
AGACAUUGGAACUAGUGGCUAGCUCUUAUCACUGUCACAACUACUCCGCUUGACUUGUGAUUUAGCCUUUCGACUAGCCACGAUAUACUUAGAUUUUUAUCGGCGUUGACAUCCAAUGGACACUCUUUUUCUGCAGUUCGCUCCGAGGAUGUCAAUCUAACCCUGCCUGCCGGAACUCAGGUAUUUAAUUUACCUAACUUCUAGCUGGUGGACCACUCUCGAACAGAUGAUAAGGCCGUGUGACCCAAUCUUGGAUUUCGCCUGUGCGUCUACCGAGUACAUGAAUAUACUUUUACACCACCAUAAAUGCAACAGCAUCCCGCUAUCGCGUGCGACAACAACAGAAAGACCCUCUUCAUUUCUACUAUCUCAAAAAGGCAGCAGAUGGCAUCAGAACAUUCAACCCAUAAUCCCAUACCUUGGGAUCAUGCCUUGUCGAUCACUCCGUCUGUCACUGAGAGACGAGGUGCGCGGUUUGGACAAGCUGAAAACAUGACCGAGCCAUUGUCAGUUUUAGCAUUAUAUUCUACAUCGGGCUACUAUGUCGACAUUAGAGUGGCAAAGGCAGACGAUCAGAAUACUUUAGACCUUACAAAAUCCAAUUUUGACACUCCACUUUCCAAUGAUUUGGAAUGGGCUUUCGCAGGAAAGGUCGAAAUCCGUCUCCUGGAUCAGCAAGAUACCAAACCGAUCAGUCGAGCCCAUGCGCGUGCUAGAUGGACCCGAAUAAUCGAUAGUCAACUGAAAUAUCUCCCGGAUGAAGCCGACGAAGCCGAUCUUACUGUCCAGCCAGAUAGAAGUAUCUUGGAAGCUGGGGUUUUCCCUAAUCCUACUACUGGAGAGGAGGAACCCUUUGAGGAAAUCUGGCAACUUGUUCCACCGCUACCUUCAAUAGAUAACUGCAUCGUUUUGAAGACAGACCAUCAGGAUCCCCAAAUCCGUGGACUUGUGGUACGGGUUGGGCAAUGGUGCCAGGGGAUCCUGUAUCUCUCGAAAGACGACAAGGUUGUGGAGCGGUGGCACUUGGAGGUGACUGGGAAUUUGGUACGAGAUGUACGGUUCGGUGAAUCUACGGUAUCUUUACCUUGUACAAACAGCUUUACGCACCUGGAAGUAGGUGGGAGUAUUGAACUGGACGGUAUUAACUGGGUGGUUGUGGAGUGAUGGGUGGCAGGGAUCAGAGUUCUGGACGAGCAGACAGUUUUCACGGGAGAUAAGCUGCGGACAUUUUAUCCAAUAACAUCCGUCCAUCUGAAAACACUUGAUUGUUUUACCCCAGGUUUCGUAGACGAAACUUUGAUCCGUAGGCUACACUUUCCCUUUUAGGACUAGUUAAUUUUUUUAUGUAUGGACCCAUCUCUAUCAAUGAUCCUGCUGAGAAAUAUCAGCUCUAUAUUACUC